CAUACAGUCGGCCUACGAUGUGUUUCAUAAAGGACGGUUCGGUAUAAGCUAGUUAUGCGUUUAACCGCGGGGUUGUAUUUUCCAUGCGCCGCUCCAUGAUACUUGGCCGUUAUUCUCUCAGCCCAUGAGAUGUUAACAAUGGAGCCGACUGGUUGAAUAAACAGCCUCCCAUCUUACUGAAUCCGCUCGUUUGGCAUUCCGAAUUGGCUGAGGGAACAUUGCCCCCUAGUGGUUGAAACUGAGCAGCAUAAUAGUUAAAUUAGGGGGACACGCAAACUGUGUCUACUUUUAUCCUAGAAUAGAAUCUGUGUUAGGGUUAGGGUUGAAUCAUUGUGUAUCUGUGCGUCUUUGAGUGUAUGUGAUUAUCCAUUCUGAACAUGCAUGCUUAACAAACUAGUUUGUUGUUGUAUAAGUCUGUUGUAUCCUCUAGUUAUUUAGCGUGUGUGAGGAGGACCCGAGUGUACAUAUAGCACAGGCAUUGGUGUGGGGUUCCUAAAGAAACAGUAUGUGCUACAGACUGCCCAUGCCUUGGCUCUGGCUCCUGAUAGACUUAUGCAACCACAUGCAUCCCAUAAACAUGUCUCUGCGCCUGGCUCUGUCUCCACAGGCGAACACGGCGCCAGGACAUCCGGAACGGGGACCCCCUCUCUCAGUGCUCGGACCUCCAGCAUCAAGACGAGGCGGGCGGCCUGGGCGUGGUGGAGGAGCGCAUUGUGUACGGCGUGGAGAACAGCAGCAUGUUCCUGGAGUGCAGCUCCAAGUCCCAGAGGGCCCUCAUCUACUGGCAGCUGCAGCGGCCCAAUGAGGAGCGCAAGCUGGAGAUGAAGCUGGACGAGCGCGUCCUGCGUACGGCCCAGGGCCUUCUGAUCCGCAGCCUGGCCCAGGCGGACGCGGGCGUGUACCACUGCCACGCCGUGGAGCACGGCUUCGUCCAGCCCCUGCUGCGGCUCACGCUGCAGGUCAUCCCCACGCAGCGGCUGGGCGACAUCCUGCCGGCCGCCGCGGCCCCGGGGGGCGGCGCGGCGGGGGCCGGGGGCCCGUCGGGGGGCUCCAAGCACCGGGUGUGGUACCGGGACUUCCUGUCCCUGCUGGACCACCCGGACCUCAGCAGCGUGGAGGAGUUCUGCGACCGCGUGUGGAAGAAGGAGCGCAAGCAGAAGAGGUUCAAGGCGCCGGCCGGCGACGCCCAGGGGCCCGUGGUCGUCGCCGUGGGGACCGCCGCCGCCGGGCCGAGACCCAAGGCCCCGGGGCCCAACGGCCAGAAGCGGCAGGGCACCCCAGUGCAGAGCGGCCCCCGACUGGGGGGCCGGGGCCAGGCGGCGGAGGGGGCGGCGCCGCCCGUCCAGAGCGCCCAGACGGGCGUCCCCAGCCCCACGGGGGCCGCGACCAGCGGGCAGGGGCCCAAGAGCAGCCAGAGGGGCCAGAACACUCAGACCCAGAACAAGGGGUCCCAGGCCGCUGGGGGCCCCCGGGCCGGGCCCCAGCACUCGGCCAAGUGGAGACGGAUGCAGGAGAACAAGAAGGGACGCAACAGGAGAACGCACGAGCUGCAGAGGCCCCCGCGCAGCGUCUGAGAGCACACACACACACACACACACACACGUACAGACGCGCACAGACACACACACACACGUACAGACGCGCACAGACACACACACGCACACACACGUACAGACGUACACAGACACACACACACAGACCGACACACAAAAUAUUAAACUCAUACACACACAAACACACAUAUACACACACACAUUAACUCAUACUCGCACAGACAGACUCACAAACUCAGACGCACAUUUAGAUACAAACAGCCUCUCAAUAACAAUACAACACUUCCCCAAUUCUCACACAGAUGCACAUACAGACAACAACCAUUCAGCAAGUUCCCCGCGUGUGCACUCGGAUCUGACCUACAAAAGGAAUCCCAUGUCAUCACACGUACACACACAUAAAGAGAGCCACACACAUGCGCACACAUGCAAACACACGGUCCCUGUGCAAUGAAUACUGAAGCGACGCAGGACUGAAAACAAAAGGGAGCAGGGACUGGAGAGCUCGUGAUACUGCCCAGGACCCGGCCUCUGUGUCCUGGGGGAGAACUCUGUCCAUAAGCUACUCUACUGGGACUACAGUGGAGCCAACGUUCCUGCCGGAGUGUUUUAUAGAGGAUAUGAUGAAGACACCCAAGCUCUGAGCGCUGGGAGGUGAAGUGUGGAGAAGGCCUUAAACGAGGAGUGGCUGUAUGUGUGUGUCAGUGUGUGUAAGUGUGUGUGUGUGUGUGUGUGUCCUCUCACUGGAACCAGCUCUCUUUGAACCUGAGCAAAUGAAUCAGAAGAUUGGCUGCUGUGAGAAGACUAGGCCGACAAAAAGCACACACACAAAGGCACAAAGAAACACACACACACACACACACACACAUACACACACACACACACACACACACACACACACACACACACACACACACACAUUCACACACAAGCACAUGGAUCUGAAUGAACUGUCUAUGCGGGAGGAAGAAACUGGUAUUUUCAAAUUCUUUUCGGAUGUGUUUGGGCAACAACAGCAGAUCCUCAAAGAGGAUACCGUGAACUGGGGUCCCGUUGUGAAUCUGAUUGGUCAGGAGCAUUCUAACGGUUGGGGGCGUGUUCAUAAGGAGCUUUGGCUUGAGGUCAAAGGUCUAAAGAGGCUAAAGAGAAACAGAGUCUGGUUUAUUUUGAGGGGGCAGCGAUACGCACCAGUGACUCUCUGGGUGUUCUGGGAAUGCCGGGACAGCACAUCGGAAGCACGGCGCUCCCAAAGCUGGAAUAGCAACGUGCAUGUUGUCGUCGAUCAAUGUUUCCAAUAAGCUAGUCUCCUCUGACUCUUAUUUUACCAAGUCAUUACGUUUAUUUUAUCCUUUUUUUUUGUAUGUCCUUUAUUAUAUAUAUGAAUAUAAAAUUGUUACAUAUUUUAAAUUGUUUCAUAUUUCAUUUCCAAACAAUUGCAGCCAUUUUGUACGAGCCGCGUCGUAAAACACAAUUCGCCACAUCUCUCUCUCUUUCUCUCCUGUUCCCAAGGACUGUUAAAAGUGUUAAGUUAUUUUUGAUAAGUUCUUUUUUUUUUUCUUGGGAUUGAAAAAAAAAAGCUGUGGAUGGUUAAGUUUAUGCUGAAGCUAAGUCAGAUAUAGACUUGUGUACAUAUAUACAACAAGCCUAACUCUUUGUGUAUGUACAUAUAUAUACAGUGCAAGGACAUCACUUGUCUAUUAUUUAUUGCCGAUGGUUUUUGUGAAACGGUUACAUUUAUUUUUGAUAUUACGGUCAUUUUUUUGGGGCUCAUCCACAUUGGAGAAAGAAACAGUGACUCAAACGAGGGAAUCGACAAGGGACACCCCUCCCCCCUCCCCCAACAAGACGACACGAACGUAGGGGACAUUGAAACACGAGCACCGGGUAUAAAACAUUCGAACACAUCUCUGCUUCUGGACUGUGACCCCCCCCCCCCGAAAGAACGUAAAAGCACAACAUUUAAGAUUUUGUUCCAUAUUCCGUUUGUUGGUUAGUUUGUUUUUGUUUUUGUUUGCCUUAAAGCGAAUGUGAGGUUGACGUCGCACCUUGUUGACCUCUGUGGUGAGCGCGCCGUGUUUAGAGGUCGCUGCCCAUGUUUAGAGGUCGCUGCCCCAUGUUUAGAGGUCGCUGCCCCUGUUGGUCUCAUAAGAUGGCCGCCGGGAGUGAUGUCACUUCACAUUCCUUGUUUAGUUCCUUAACUCACCCAAAUUCUAAUCACUCAGUCAUCAGCCAUUCUAUGUAAGAUAAUACAAAUUUAAAAAAAAAAGAAGAAAAAAAACCUUUAGCUGUGACUCUCUGUUUAAGAAAUAGUGCAGAAAAACGUUGAAACUAGUCUGAGGAGAAG
Gadus macrocephalus (Pacific cod) is the source of this 3897-nucleotide messenger RNA. Its product is annotated as semaphorin-3aa-like. The transcript has 3 exons. Bases 738 to 1574 code for a protein of 278 amino acids. The record is from RefSeq and is a predicted model, not a curated record. Lineage: Eukaryota; Metazoa; Chordata; Actinopteri; Gadiformes; Gadidae.